GCCAAAAUGCAGCAGACAUUUCGACAAGCUUGCGAUGCAGGCUUUGUGCCCUUCAGUGGCAGCCCACCAUGCCGACUUCAACCUGCAAACGGGGUGAGCCCAGAGGCUAUCGUCGCCGUGGAGAAGUUAUGCGCAAAUCUGUCCGAGCUACCCUGGUAUCUCCACCUGAAUCUUCUGAAGAAGAACUUCGGACUGUCGGAGGAACUCCGCAAGAUCUGCACGACACAGGCUGGUGUCGUCACAUGGUUCGACUUUGCGCGAGUUUUCACAAGCUUCGACCCACUUGUUUCAAAGCGGGUCGUGUCCGAGAUUUGGACGUAUAUGAACCACUGGAACAUGGCGAAGGGUGAGGAGCUCGAGCUGCAGGUUUUUCUUCGGUUUUGCCUUCCCGGAGGUUUCGCCUUGCCGCUGGUAUCUCCGUUGUCUGCGGAAGAAGAAACAAAGAGGAUGGCUCGAGCGGACCUCGAGGCCAACAAAGAAGAGUUCGUGGCGCUUCAGGCAAAGUACCGG
Symbiodinium sp. CCMP2456 is the source of this 510-nucleotide messenger RNA. Lineage: Eukaryota; Dinophyceae; Suessiales; Symbiodiniaceae. The record is from the annotation of a GenBank genome assembly.